Molecule: messenger RNA, 591 nt
Organism: Penicillium brevicompactum
Lineage: Eukaryota; Fungi; Ascomycota; Eurotiomycetes; Eurotiales; Aspergillaceae
Exons: 1
Coding region: 1-591 (196 amino acids)
Source: RefSeq, a predicted model, not a curated record
AUGUCAAACCUCAUCCUCCGCCCAGGCCGAGCAGCCACAACCCUCCGCCUAACCCUCCGACAAGUCCGACCCUCCCUAACCACCACCCCACGCACCCUCCACAACCUAAGCACACAGCGCCCGCAACAUCCGCAGCGCCACCAAAACCCUCUCACCAUCCCAACCCAAAUCCGAACCUACGCAAACCUCAACGCCUCAAGCGGCAAAGCCGAAGCAGACCUCCUAGUAGAAGAACUCCAAGAACUCUACGAAGUCGCAAAAGACGAAUUCGAAAUCGCCACUGAAAGCACCGAUAGCUCAACCAUCUACGCGGCAUCGGAUCGGGAGUCUGCUCGCGAUGCCCUGAAUCAGCUUUCUGCUGUUUAUGGGCUUUACACGGCUAAGGCUGGGGAGGUGCAGAGUGAGGGCCAGAACCAGAGCCCCGGUGAGGAAGGGGAGGGAGAUGGGGAAGGGGCUAUUAUCGAGACGAAUUAUGAUCCUGCGGAGAUUCCGCAGGGUGUUAAGGAUGAGGUGCGGAGACGGGUUGGGCAGCGGAUUCGGGAGUUGAGGUCUGCUGUUGAGGCUUUGGAGGAGAGGGCUAUGGAGGAUUAA